Vigna radiata var. radiata (mung bean) is the source of this 2142-nucleotide messenger RNA. RefSeq names its product protein FAR-RED IMPAIRED RESPONSE 1-like. Gene Ontology annotation, molecular function: zinc ion binding. NCBI's taxonomy places the organism in Eukaryota, Viridiplantae, Streptophyta, Magnoliopsida, Fabales, Fabaceae. The transcript has a single exon. Gene Ontology annotation, biological process: regulation of DNA-templated transcription. The record is from RefSeq and is a predicted model, not a curated record. Bases 1 to 2142 code for a protein of 713 amino acids.
AUGGAGAAUAUGAAUACAUCUUUGGAUGAUAUUGAAAUUGAUCAAUUACAUGGCAAAGUUGCAGAAGAUAUAAAUGAAAACCAUGUUCAACCUAACUCAAUCCCUCCAUCAGUUGGAAUGGUUUUUGAAAGUGUUAAUCAAGCCAAGUCAUUUUAUAGACAAUAUGCAAUAUCAAAGGGCUUUGGAAUUCGAACAAGGAGUUCAAGGAAGAACAACAAAAACGAAUUAUGUUACUUCAUGAUGGUGUGUUCUAGGGCUGAAAAAUUUGUCGCAUCCAAUCAAAAUGAAAUGAUUGGACGUCCAACACAGGCUAAUGAUUGUGCAGCUCGAAUGAUUGUAUCAAAAAGAGAUGAGAAGUGGUACAUUUCAGCAUUUGAUGAUGUACAUACUCAUGAUCUUAGUCCAACAAAGUCAAGAUUGUUCCGAGGCAAUAAAAGGAUGAAUCUGAAUGUGAAGAGAACACUAGACUUAAAUGCAGAAGCAGGAGUUAGGAUUAACAAGAGUUUUCGAUCCUUGGUUUGUGCUACAGGAGGUUAUGAAAACAUGGAGUUUGUGGAACAAGAUGUUAGAAAUUAUGUCGCCAAACAGAGAAGAGCAUUAUCAAAAGAUGGUGAUGCCAAGGCACUCUUAAACCAUUUCUCUUCCAUGAGAGAAUUGAAUAAGGAUUUCUUUUUCAACAUUGAUGUUGAUGACAACAACCACAUAUUGAAUGUAUUUUGGGCUGAUGCACGAAGUAGGGCAGCUUGUGAGUACUUUGGUGAUGUCAUAUCUUUUGACACAACAUACUUAACAAAUAAGUAUGACAUGUCGUUUGCUCCUUUCGUUGGCGUCAACCACCAUGGUCAAUCAAUAUUGUUAGGUUGUGGAUUGUUAUGUUCAGAGGACACAGAUUCAUUUGUUUGGCUAUUUAAUUCAUGGCUUCGGUGCAUGUCCAAUAGAGCGCCCCAAGGAAUUGUUACCGAUCAAUGCAAAGCAAUGAAGAAAGUAAUAGAAAUCGUGUUUCCAAACACUCGUCAUAGGUGGUGUUUGUGGCAUAUAAUGAAAAAAACACCUGAGAAGUUACAAGGCUAUGCCGCUUACAAAGAUAUCAAGCGACAACUUAAGCAAGUUGUGUACAAUUCUGAUUCAGUUGAUGACUUUGUUUAUGGUUGGGAAAGGAUGGUAACAAUAUUUUCACUACAAACAAACGAAUGGCUCUGUUCACUUUACGAAGAGCGAAGCAGGUGGGUUCCUUGUUACCUGAGAAACAAUUUUUGGGCUGGCAUGUCAGCCACUCAAAGAAGCGAGAGUAUGAAUGCAUUUUUUGAUGAAUAUAUUAACUCACAAACUACUCUUCAAGAAUUUGUUAAACAAUAUGACAAUGCACUACAACACAAGACAGAAAAAGACACUCAAGCUGACUUCACAUCCUUAAACACAACUCUUCCAUGUGGGUCACAAUCACUCAUUGAGCGACAAUUCCAAAAGAAUUACACACAUGCUAAGUUUGCAGAAAUACAGUCAGAAUUUAGAGGUAAAAUUAAUUGUUUUGUUGACGGUGUUGUUGUAGAAGAUAAAUCAUCAUAUUACAAGGUGACAGAGGACUUCAUUCAUAAUGAGAUAAGGGAAGAGAGGGUAUUCAAGGUUACAUUUGAACGAGAUACAAAGAAUGUGAGUUGCAGUUGUUUGCUUUUUGAGUUUAGGGGUAUUAUUUGUAGACAUUGUGUAUGUGUCCUGGCAAAAGAGCGAGUAACACAGCUUCCUGCUAAGUACGUACUCACAAGAUGGUGUAAAAAUGUCCGCAGAAAACACACGUAUAUUAGAGCAACAUACAACAACAAAGAAAAGGAUCCACAUAUUGAACGGUAUGAUAACUUAUGCAAGACUUUUGCUGAUAUUGCUGAGAUUGCGUGUGAGUCAACAAACAUGACAAAAUUAUUGGUAGACCACCUUAGAUCAUUUGUGGACCAUCAUGGCCUACAAAUUUCACCUUCACCUUCACCGUACGUCAACAACACCACUCACAAAGAACAACAACACCUGCAUCAUACUAACAUAGCUCAUGAUGUAGACACAAAUGCAAACAAUGUUGACAUCGAAAGCCCUCAAGUUGUGAAGCGAAAGGGUCGACCUAGGACAAAAAGGUUGAAAUCCACAUCUUAA